Molecule: messenger RNA, 1499 nt
Organism: Drosophila montana
Lineage: Eukaryota; Metazoa; Arthropoda; Insecta; Diptera; Drosophilidae
Gene: Hinfp
Product: Histone H4 transcription factor
Exons: 3
Coding region: 121-1485 (454 amino acids)
Source: RefSeq, a predicted model, not a curated record
CUAUAGCGAUACCAUUGCGAUAGCGUUUUUCUUUGCUCGGGAAUUGCAAUUUAUUGACCAGCAUCCGCGACCAAACCAAAUCCAAGCCUGCGCACGCCCACACACACAUACAUACACGAAAUGAUGAGACAACAGCCGUCGAGUAAGCGGAAAAAAUCCGCAGACAUGCAGUUGCCCUGUGCUUGGCAAGAUUGCCAAGUAAUCUGCGAAGGCGAGUGGCUGCUCAAUAGCCACAUUGCAGACCAUCUGAAGGAGCACCAGCAGGGAAAGCGCAAAUGUGUCUGCGUGUGGAACGAUUGCAUCUUCCAAACGAAUUGUCGCCAAGAGUUCGAACGGCACAGCUACUAUCAUGGCUACUACAUUAAUCUGCUGCUCCAGGGCAAGCAGGAGUGCGAGAAGCAUCCGGAGAUACCCGCCUGCUAUGCGCCCCCGCGCAGUGGCGAUAAGCUGCCGGAGCUUAAACAGAACUUUCAUUGCGGCUGGAGUGAUUGCAAUCGGUCAUUCGUCUCCAUUGUCGAGUUCCAGGAUCACAUAGUGCAGCAUGCAUCGUUCGAGUACGAGAUACAAAAAUCACCAGACGAUGAGCGCCCCAAGACGCAGUGCAACUGGACGCUAUGCAACAAGUUGCUGGAGAACAAAUAUCGCCUCAUCGAACACAUAAGCACACACUCGAACAAGAAACAUGUCGCCUGCUACCACUGCGGCGAGCUGUUCCGCACCAAGACAACGCUGUUCGAUCAUCUGCGCCGCCAGCCGGACAACAAUACGCAAAAGUUCCAAUGCGCGCAGUGUUUCAAAUUCUUUGCCACCGAGAAGCUGUUGCGCGGUCAUGUGGUCCGCCAUGUCAAUUGCUACAAGUGCAGCAUGUGCGACAUGACCUGCAGUUCGGCCAGCUCGCUGACGACACACGUACGCUAUCGCCAUUUAAAGGAUAAGCCCUACAAGUGCACCGAAUGUGAUACACGCUGUGUACGCGAAUCGGAUCUGGCCAAGCAUGUCCAGAUUGUCCAUUCAAAAAUGGUGCAUCAAUGCGAUCAACCCGGCUGUCAAUACUCUGUGCGCACCUAUACCCAAAUGCGUCGCCACUUUCUAGAGGUGCACGGCAACAAUCCGAUAUUCUAUGCAUGCCACUGCUGUGAGCGCUUCUUUAAGACGGGCAAAUCGCUAUCGGUUCAUCUAAUCAAAAAGCAUGGCUUCCGUUUACCCUCGGGCCACAAGCGCUUCUCCUAUCGCAUAGACGAGAACGGCUUCUAUCGGCUGGAGAUGACGCGCAUCGAGAGCCUCGAGGUAACACAGCAGAUCCUUGCGCCCCAUAUCAAGCAGGAGACUGAUUUGAACAUCGCACUGGAGAGCAGCUGCUACGAGAUUGUGAAUCCGAUUGGCACCAAUUUCGAGCGUAUUAUCGUCUCCAACGAUGCCAACGAGGCGCAUCUGGUGGGCGAGGUGACCAUCUCGCUGCCCAGCCUCAACGACGAAGAGUUCUAAAUUUAGCCCAAAAA